AUGCAAAGCAUCACGGACAACUACGACAACCAGGAUUGUCUGCUACCUGCGUUGGACUUCGAUGACAAGGUGACUGACGACAACAUCACAAAAGCCUGGCAGAAGAGGUCUGGCAAGGUCGAGCUCCGUGAUUACUUCCUCAAGGCUUUGCAAAACGCAGAGGAGAAGCAAGAGCGCAUGUUCCUGAUGCACCUCACGGGCCAGAGUCACCAUCCUUUGGAUAUGCCACCAGACGAAAAAUACGAGGAACUGAUGCACUCGAGCGUGUUCAACCACAAGGUGAAUCGGUACCUCAACACUGUUGGCGUCACAGACCGAUGGCUUGGUGAGGUUAUGGACGUUCUUGAAGAAGCUGGGAUUGCCAAUGAAACAUUGGUCGUCUUAGUCGGGGACCACAGCAUAUCUCACGUCGAAGACGCCGCCGUCACCCCCUACGACAACCCCCCAUGUAGCAAACUUCCACUAUUCUCGCACCCCCAGCUGCCACCUAUCAAAGUCGACAGCCGCGUAACAUCAAUGCAAAUCGUCCCAACAAUCCUUGAUUUGCUAGUUGAGUCCGGCUCUUUAAGCCAAGAAGAAAAACACGCAAUCCAGGAUAUCCUCCCCCUCUACGAAGACCAAUCUAUGAUCAGAGAUCUAUUCCCCGAAAAAGACGGCAAGUUGGACUGGUAG
Messenger RNA from Penicillium taxi, 672 nucleotides. RefSeq lists its product as uncharacterized. NCBI's taxonomy places the organism in Eukaryota, Fungi, Ascomycota, Eurotiomycetes, Eurotiales, Aspergillaceae. Bases 1 to 672 code for a protein of 223 amino acids. The transcript has 3 exons. The record is from RefSeq and is a predicted model, not a curated record.